This is a messenger RNA of Prorocentrum cordatum, 412 nucleotides long. NCBI's taxonomy places the organism in Eukaryota, Dinophyceae, Prorocentrales, Prorocentraceae. The record is from the annotation of a GenBank genome assembly.
CUGGCCCUCGCGGCGGGCGGCGCAGGCGGCGCCCGAUGGCGGCCGCCAAGCGCGCGCGCACCCAGCCGCUCGCCGAGGACCUGCAGAAGGGCGUCAAGGUGCUGUUCCACGGCGACCGCCGGGGCAUCGUGCGGGACGCCUUUGCGCCUCUGGACCAGUUCUGGAUCGAGGACGCGGUCACGGGCGAGCUCGUGCGAGACGUCGACGGCAACAUCGUCCAGUUUAGAGCAUCGGAAUUGGCGCUAGAGCCGGAGCCGGUCAAGGUGGCAAAGAAGGAGGUCACCGCCUCCUGCGCCCGCGUGCUGCUGGUCGGCACCGAGCCGCAGAUGCUCCAGAUCAUGCACCAGUUCCCGACCCCCAGGAGGAGGCACGACCCUCAGCAGCUGCUCGCCUUCCCCUGCAGCGCCUGCUU